Molecule: messenger RNA, 2329 nt
Organism: Melopsittacus undulatus (budgerigar)
Lineage: Eukaryota; Metazoa; Chordata; Aves; Psittaciformes; Psittaculidae
Gene: HEXA
Product: hexosaminidase subunit alpha
Exons: 14
Coding region: 1-1602 (533 amino acids)
Biological process (GO): ganglioside catabolic process; glycosaminoglycan metabolic process; carbohydrate metabolic process
Cellular component (GO): lysosome; membrane
Molecular function (GO): beta-N-acetylhexosaminidase activity
Source: RefSeq, a predicted model, not a curated record
AUGGCGGCGGGACGGGCUCUGCUCCGGCUGCUGCCCGUGCUGCUGCUGCUGCAGCCGGCGCCUGCCGUGUGGCCGCGGCCGCAGGUCCAGCUCUCCCCGCCCGGCGGUGGCCGCUGCCUGCUGCCGCCCGCCCGGUUCAGCUUCGGCCACGCCGCCGGCUCGGCCGUGGGGCCGGGCUGCACCGUGCUGGAGGCGGCGUUCCAGCGGUACCGGGCGCUGCUCUUCGCCGCCGCCCGCCCGACCGGGAAUGGACCCGUCCCCUUCUCAGAGAACCCACCCCAGGCCUUGCCCUGCACUCAGCUGCUCGUCUCUGUGGCCACACCAGACUGUGAUGGGUUUCCGAGCCUGGACUCCAAAGAGAGCUACAAGCUCUCUGUCUCGGAAGGCUCCUUACUGCUUUCUGCUGAUGCCGUCUGGGGAGCUCUCAGAGGCCUGGAAACAUUCAGCCAGCUCGUUGGGAGAGACCAGAAUGGCACGUACUACAUCAACAAGACAGAAAUCGUGGACUUUCCCCGCUUCCCUCACCGGGGACUGUUGCUGGACACCUCUCGUCACUACCUGCCCCUCAGAGCCAUCCUGGAAACUCUGGAUGUCAUGGCUUACAACAAGUUCAACGUGUUUCACUGGCACAUUGUGGACGACCCAUCCUUCCCCUAUGAGAGCUCAACCUUCCCAGAACUCAGCAAGCAGGGAGCCUUCAAUGCCAUGAGCCACGUGUACACGGCCGGUGACGUGCAGGCGGUGAUUGAGUACGCACGGCUGCGCGGCAUCAGGGUCAUCGCGGAGUUUGACACUCCGGGGCACACGCUGUCCUGGGGCCCGGGUGCUCCAGGCCUCCUGACUCCCUGCUAUUCAGGCAAGCAUCCUUCUGGGACCUAUGGGCCCAUCAACCCAAUCCUUAACAGCACCUACCAGUUUGUGACCAGUUUGUUUCAAGAAGUCAGCUCUGUGUUCCCAGACUUCUUUCUUCACCUCGGUGGUGAUGAGGUGGACUUCACAUGCUGGAAAUCCAAUCCAGAAAUCCGUGCCUUCAUGAAGCAGAUGGGCUUUGAUGAAGAUUACAGAAAACUGGAGUCAUUCUACAUCCAGAAGCUCCUGGACAUUGUCUCUUCCCUUGGCAAAGGUUCUGUCCUGUGGCAGGAGGUGUUUGACAACGGAGUGAAGCUGAGGCCAGACUCCAUCAUCCAUGUGUGGAAGACCUCCAAGCCAUACAUGGAGGAGAUGGCAGAUGUCACCAAGGCUGGCUACCAUGCUCUGCUCUCUACCCCCUGGUACCUCAACCGCAUCUCGUAUGGGCAAGACUGGAUGGCAGCCUACCAGGUGGAGCCCUUGAAGUUCAAAGGCAGCGCUAAACAGAAGGAUCUGGUGAUUGGUGGAGAGGCCUGCAUGUGGGGCGAAUACGUGGAUGUCACUAACCUGACCCCCAGGCUCUGGCCGAGAGCUGGGGCUGUAGCCGAGAGACUGUGGAGCAACGAGAGCGUGAGGAACCUGCAGGACGCCUACGUGCGGCUGGCGGCCUUCCGCUGCCAGCUCCUAGGGCGCGGGGUCCAGGCACAGCCGCUUUAUGUUGGAUACUGUGAAAAUGAAUUUGGUGGGUUUUGAAGCAUGAGUCCCACUGCCGUCGCUCUACACAGGCUGGAGGAGUGAUGGUUCUGCCUCGAGAGCUGCUGGUUUGGCUUGGCCCCUCCUGCCCCAGCUUCUGUUCUUACUUUGUUGCAAUGAACAUUUCUGUCCCUUUAGCGUGCACCCUUUGCCUCUUUCUAUUUUUAUUUCUUUAAAUCUAUAAAUAAAUGACCCAAAGAGGAAAAGGUGCUUUUUCAUGCUUAGCUGGGACUUAAAACUGUGCAAGGGUUAUUGUUGGCAGGAGAUGUGUAGGUGCUUGCUCCAGAGAUGCCAGUGUGGAAGCAACAUCCCAUUGCUCUGGAGCAUGCUGGGUGCCUGCCUGAUAAACUGUGUGUUAGUCCCGGCUUCCCACCCUGCAGAGAGAAGGUGACAAGGUGUGAAGUGCCCUGUUGUCCUCAAAUGUGGAGCUCAGCUUCAGGCCUCCUGCAUCCCGGAGAGAUCUGAUUUCCCUAUUGGCUCCUUGGAGAAGAGACUGGUGCUGCCACUGUCCCAUGGAGCUGGAGUCAUGGCUGUUGUCCACAGCUGGUUGGGAACCACAUUCGGCUCAAAGCAGCGAAUCUCUUAGAAAGAGUGUUUUUGGCUUAAGUGUGUGAGAUCUGCUGCUAUGACAGGAAACCUUUUACUGCUGAACUUUAAUUUUAAAAGCUGUAGGACUUUUAUUUAAAAAAAAUAAGAUUUUAACUAUAAACUUAAAAUUUUAAUUUAA